Messenger RNA from Cokeromyces recurvatus, 1953 nucleotides. Its product is annotated as FAD binding domain-containing protein. The record is from RefSeq and is a predicted model, not a curated record. Gene Ontology annotation, molecular function: heme binding; FMN binding; oxidoreductase activity. Lineage: Eukaryota; Fungi; Mucoromycota; Mucoromycetes; Mucorales; Mucoraceae. The transcript is spliced from 3 exons. The coding region runs from base 1 to 1953 and encodes 650 amino acids.
AUGUCCCUUAAUAAUCAAAUCAUUGUCGUUGGUGGCGGUCUUUCAGGUCUUUCAGCUGCUCAUACUGUUCUUGAACAUGGUGGCAAUGUCUUGUUACUUGAUAAAAAUCCAUUCUUUGGUGGUAAUUCUACCAAGGCAACAUCUGGUAUUAAUGGUGCUUUAACACGUACUCAAAUUGCUUUGGAUAUUAAAGACUCUGUUGAACAAUUUUAUCAAGAUACACUAAAGUCUGCACGUGAUUUAGCACGUCCUGAUCUUAUCCGUGUCUUAACAGGACGAUCUAGUUCUGCCGUUGAAUGGCUUCAAGAUAAGUUUACUUUAGAUUUAUCACUUGUAUCUCGUCUUGGUGGCCACUCCUUCCCUCGUACACAUCGUGGUAAGGAACAAUUCCCAGGCAUGACGAUUACAUAUGCCUUGAUGGAAGGCAUGGAAGAGAUGGCUGAAAAGCAACCCCAUCGUGCCAAGAUUAUUAAAAAGGCAAAGGUAGAAAAUUUGAUCAAGGAUGAACAAGGCAAUGUUAUUGGUGUUGAAUAUGUUCUUGUUGGUAAAGGAGCUACUAAUGAAAAAAUAAAAGAAUAUGGACCCGUCAUCUUGGCUACAGGUGGUUAUGCUGCUGAUUUCACAGAGAAUAAAUCUUUACUCAAGAAGUAUCGCCCUGAACUUUAUAAUCUUUCUACAACAAAUGGUGAUCAUUGUACAGGUGAUGGUAUCAAGAUGGCAGCCUCUAUUGGUGCUAAUACAAUCGAUCUUGAAAAAGUUCAAGUUCAUCCUACUGGCUUAGUAGAUCCUAAGGAACCUGAUGCUAAAGUCAAGUUCUUGGCUGCUGAAGCUCUUCGUGGCUGUGGUGGUCUUUUAUUGAAUGCAGAUGGUGACCGUUUCUGUGAUGAAUUAGGUCAUCGUGAUUAUGUUACGGGUAUGAUGAAUAAGAAUAAAUUCCCUAUCCGUCUUAUCUUGAAUACAGCUGCUUCUAAAGAAAUUGAAUGGCAUUGUCGUCACUAUGAAGGUCGUGGGUUAAUGAAACGUUUUGCUAAUGGUGAAGCCCUUGCUAAAGAAAUGGGGAUCAGUCCUAAACAUCUUGAACAAACAUUUGAAACUUAUAAUAGAAUUGCUGAAGGUAAAGAAAAGGACCCUUGGGGUAAACGAUUCUUCCAUAAUGUGCCUAUCAAGAUGACAGAUUAUUUUUAUGUUGCACUUAUGCAACCUGUUCUUCAUUAUACCAUGGGUGGUGUUGAAAUUACGCCUGAUGCCGAAAUAAAAUCUACAGAAGGUAAUCCUAUUCCUGGCCUCUUUGCUACAGGUGAAAUGUGUGGUGGUGUUCAUGGUGCUAAUCGUCUUGGCGGUUCCUCUCUUUUGGGUUGUGUUGUAUUCGGACGUGUUGCAGGUGAAACAGCAUCUCGUUAUUUGUUCUCUAAACUUAUUAAUGGGAACCCAACUCAGGUAGCUCAACAACGUUUAGGCGCUAUUGGUCAACAUUUAGGUGGACUUGGUAUCAAUAUUGUAGUUCAUCCUGCUAAGCCUAAUGUAAUUAGCUUAGAUAUUUCUUUACCUUCAAACGGCGGUAGUCAAUCACAGGGAACUGCUCCUACAAUGCAUCAUGAUACAUCUGCUGCCCCUAUUCAUAAUCAAGAAGAAUCUACAAAAAAGGUAGAUGAGCCAAAGAAGAUGGGUGAAUAUACACUUGAAGAUGUUGCAAAACAUAAUAAGCCAGACGAUUGCUGGGUUGUUGUAAAUGGCCAAGUCUUGGAUGUUACUGAUUUCCUUCCUGAUCAUCCUGGAGGAAAGAAGGCAAUCCUUAUUUAUGCCGGUCGUGAUGCAACUGAAGAAUUUAAUAUGAUGCAUAAACCUGAUGUAGUUCAAAAGUAUGCUCCUGCUGCUAUCAUUGGUACUCUUAAAAGUAAAAUAUUAUAUAUACAAAGGCAUAUAUUUAUAGCUAUAACGAAAAAAAAUGAAUAA